Daphnia pulicaria is the source of this 1779-nucleotide messenger RNA. RefSeq lists its product as uncharacterized. The transcript is spliced from 5 exons. NCBI's taxonomy places the organism in Eukaryota, Metazoa, Arthropoda, Branchiopoda, Diplostraca, Daphniidae. The record is from RefSeq and is a predicted model, not a curated record. Bases 11 to 1597 code for a protein of 528 amino acids. Gene Ontology annotation, molecular function: protein binding; extracellular matrix structural constituent.
AUAAGUAAAAAUGGUUCAUUUCUGUGCAGCGUCUUUCAUCCAGGUAGGAAUUUUAUUAAUUUUGACCUGUUUGGCUACAGGUUCUACUGUUACUAAUAUCGUUGCACUGAAAGAACUGAGAGAAUUAAAAUUAGAAUUUAAAGAAUUGGGGAAAAAACUAGAGACAAAAGUUUAUCAACUGGAAGAAAAAAAUUUGGGACUUGAAGAGAAAGUAACGCAGCUGGAAGCCAAAAAUGUCCAACUGGAGACCAAAGUACAAAAUCAAGAAAUUCUUUUAGCUUCCCUAUUGCUUCAGUUCAGCAAUCAAGCAGACACACCAAUUGAUUCUAAAGCAAUUUCAAAUUACCAAACCGAAACUAAAUCAUCGAGUAGGGCCGGAAUCACGAGAACAUGCCAAGAACUCCGCGCGGACAAUCCUUCACUUCCAUCCGGAAUGCAAUGGAUCGAUCCGGACGGCCAAGGGGUCGGCGAUAACCCGAUCUACGUUUACUGUGACAUGACGACAGGAUCGACUUCAAUUCUACACGACAGUGAAUCAGCCAUUAACGUGGGUCACUGCGCUGAUCCUGGGUGUUAUUCGAGAUACAUCAAUUACAACGCGUCCAUGGGGCAAAUAAAAUCGUUGGCCGAAUUGUCUGCCGAGUGUCAUCAGUCAAUUCAAUACGAUUGUUAUUACGCCCCGUUCGAGUUAAAUGGCUACGCUUACUCCUGGUGGAAUGACAGAGACGGAAAAUCACAAUACUUUUGGUCCGGAAAUAACGCAGCCGGAAUUCACACCUGUCAGUGCGGAAUUGACGGAAAUUGUGUUGAUUCUAUUGCAAAGUGCAACUGUGACUCAGUGGCUCCAGUUCAAUUAGUCGAUAACGGUGUCAUUACGGACAAAAAUGUCCUGCCCGUCACCCGCUUGAAUUUUGGCCGAACUCAACUGGAAACUUCGUCGGGCAUCCACACGCUUGGUCGAUUGGUGUGUACCGGAUCAGUCGCCCUGACUAGAAUGCCCACGUCAUGUAAGGAUCUUUGGUUAAUUGGCCACACCCUGAAUGGAUUUUAUUCCAUUAUGGGAUCUACGACGAUGGAAUCCGUUUACUGCGAUUUCACCAAAGUUCCUGGCGAUGACGGUUUCGAGAAAUGGAUUGGAUACGCUGAUGUCAAAUCAGCGCCCGCCCAUUUCUACGUUCAGAGAAGUUCUUCAUUCAACACGGAGUUGGUUCCAAUUCCCUUUGAUGUGGCGCGGAUAAACGUGGGAAAUGCCUUUAACUUAACAACAGGAAAAUUCACGGCCCCACGAUCAGGAGUUUAUUCUUUCGCUUUUACUGGAUCGGUUGAACUUCCGGCUACAACGUCUCUAGUUCGCUUGCAAAUCAUUCUUUAUCUGAACGGGAAUGGAGUAGGGAUUGCUUAUCUCGAAGAGGGAAACACCGUCGCUUUUCAAAAUGAUCAGUUGUCCCUCCAGUCGACGCUGAAAUUGAAAUCAGGUGAUCAAGUUUGGGUUCAGAUUCAACAAAUCUUACCAGGGGUGUAUUUGGCUGACAACGGUGACCACUACACUCAUUUCACCGGUUUUAUGUUGGAGGAAGAUAUUGCCUCGUCUCUUUGAAAAUUUCAGCUGAAGGAACAUCCAAAAUGCGAAAAUCGACCAUGGACUGAAUUUUGACCCGAUUAUUGAAAAAUAUAUUACGACUUUUACGAGUGGUAGAAAAUAAUUUGAUAUUAAUUAAUAAAGGAAUGGUAAUUUGCUGGAGUAGGAUUUUUUUUUAAUAAGUAAAAGGGAAGGAAGUU